GGCGGCGGCGGCGGCGAGGACGGCGGCGGCGGCGGCCGAGGGGGCGGUGGCUACGAGGAGCGGGCGGAAGAGGCGUCGGUGCGGGCGGCUAGGUCGCGGAGGACCCUCGUUGGGAUCAACGACUAUCACCUAUUCUACAAGAUGAGCAACAGCCACCCUCUUCGCCCCUUUACUGCAGUGGGGGAAAUUGACCAUGUGCACAUUUUGUCUGAACAUAUUGGUGCCUUGCUGAUUGGGGAGGAGUAUGGUGAUGUCACAUUUGUUGUGGAAAAGAAACGUUUUCCUGCCCACAGGGUAAUUUUAGCAGCGAGGUGCCAGUAUUUUCGAGCAUUACUGUAUGGUGGAAUGAGAGAAUCACAACCUGAAGCAGAAAUCCCUCUCCAAGAUACCACUGCAGAAGCAUUCACAAUGCUGCUUAAAUACAUCUACACUGGGCGGGCAACGCUGACAGAUGAGAAGGAGGAGGUGUUGCUGGACUUUUUGAGCCUGGCUCAUAAAUAUGGAUUUCCAGAGCUGGAGGAUUCUACCUCUGAGUAUCUCUGCACCAUACUUAACAUUCAGAAUGUCUGCAUGACUUUUGAUGUUGCCAGCCUCUACUCACUUCCCAAGUUAACUUGCAUGUGCUGCAUGUUUAUGGACAGAAAUGCUCAGGAGGUGCUCUCAAGUGAAGGCUUCCUUUCCCUUUCUAAGACAGCACUUUUAAACAUCGUAUUAAGAGAUUCAUUUGCAGCUCCUGAGAAAGAUAUUUUUCUAGCCUUGUUAAAUUGGUGUAAGCACAAUUCAAAGGAGAAUCAUGCUGAAAUCAUGCAGGCUGUGCGUUUGCCUCUGAUGAGCCUCACUGAACUGCUGAACGUUGUGAGGCCUUCAGGACUGUUGUCUCCUGAUGCUAUUCUGGAUGCUAUUAAAGUUCGAUCAGAGAGCCGGGAUAUGGACCUCAAUUACAGAGGCAUGCUCAUACCAGAAGAAAAUAUUGCAACUAUGAAGUAUGGAGCCCAGGUUGUAAAAGGGGAGCUGAAGUCGGCCUUAUUAGACGGUGAUACUCAAAAUUAUGAUUUGGAUCAUGGAUUUUCUAGGCACCCGAUUGAUGAUGACUGCCGUUCUGGCAUUGAGAUUAAGCUAGGUCAGCCAUCUAUUAUCAAUCACAUUCGGAUACUCCUGUGGGACCGAGAUAGCCGGUCUUAUUCAUACUUCAUUGAAGUGUCAAUGGAUGAACUUGAUUGGAUCAGAGUGAUUGAUCAUUCGCAGUAUCUGUGUCGUUCUUGGCAAAAGUUGUAUUUUCCAGCCCGUGUCUGCCGAGUUCAGCAUUUUAAAGUUCUUGCGGGAUGCACCGUUUCCAGGUAUAUUCGAAUAGUUGGGACCCACAACACAGUGAACAAGAUUUUUCACAUUGUGGCUUUUGAAUGUAUGUUUACAAACAAAACCUUCACUCUCGAGAAAGGGCUAAUAGUUCCCAUGGAGAAUGUUGCAACGAUUGCCGAUUGUGCCAGUGUGAUUGAAGGGGUCAGUCGAAGCCGGAAUGCCUUGCUGAAUGGCGACACCAAGAAUUACGAUUGGGAUUCUGGCUAUACAUGUCAUCAGCUAGGAAGUGGUGCGAUUGUGGUUCAACUGGCACAGCCAUACAUGAUCGGGUCAAUACGGUUACUACUUUGGGACUGUGAUGAUCGAAGCUAUAGCUAUUAUGUUGAGGUCUCCACCAACCAGCAACAGUGGACCAUGGUGGCUGACAGAACUAAGGUCUCCUGCAAGUCCUGGCAAUCUGUAACUUUUGAAAGACAGCCUGCCUCCUUCAUCCGAAUCGUUGGAACACACAACACAGCAAAUGAGAACAAAAAUGAUACAUGCCUACAAUGUGUUUCUUGCAGAGAAGAGCUCAUAAACAGAAGCCUGAAACUUUCUCUCUUACCUCUUCUAAACAAACCUGAAAAUUAUAGAAGUAAAUAAAUUGAUAUUUUUUAACACAAAAUUAAAGAACUCUAAACAUCAGGUCAAAAAAGCACCUCUUUUUGGAUAAGGUAACAAAAAUAAAUUUGAAUCUGUACUUAAUAUAUAUUUGAGCCCCAAACCAAAUAUCAUAUUUUUUCUUUUUAAAAAUUUUAAAUUCUAGUACAGUUAAUAUACAGUCUUAUAUUAGUUUUAGGUAUACAAUAUAGUGAUUCAACAGUUCCUACAUUACUCAGCAUAUUUUUAAAAUUCUGCCAAUAAGUCCGAGUUUUUCUUGCAACUUAAACUUACAUUAAGCCAUAUGUUGAUUAUGUAUCAAAUCAGAAAACAAUUUAAAUUUAUCUUUACAUAAUACUAGAUCAAGGUAAUAUUUUUCAUUUGCAGUCACUUAUUUCUUAUGUAAUAUCUUAAAAAAAAAAAAAAAAAACCCAAAACAAUUCUGCCUUUAAUUCCUCCAUGGGACUCUGCAGUUAGGUUUUCCAGCAGAAGGAAUUCUAGUCUGAGAAGGCCAAGGAGCACUGGAGUGAGUGUGAUGAGGGUCUCUCAGGGUUUAGCCCCAACACUAUCACCGCAGUGACCACAUGAAGAAUAAUUUCCCAUGACAGAACCCUAGAGUUGGAAUGCAAGAAUUUCUCUUCCUGGGUGAGUUUCCUGAACCAUCUGUGCAGGGAGCUCCAACCACAUCAAUCAGCCCAUUUGAACACGUUGACCAGUAGGUCACUAAUUAACCGGUGAUCCGUUGCUUUUGGUUGAUGAGCAACUUGCUCAGCUGCCUUACUGAGUUCCCUUACUGUUUGGGGAAGAAAUCCUCAAUGUGGUGUUUCCCACGGGGGAACAUCUUAAUCAUAAAAUAAAUAAUGAACGGGAUCAUAAGACAAAACCCACAAACUGGUCUUUCUCCAAACACAUUAGAAGACACGAAAGUGCUGAAUCUCCCUGGGUAUCAAUAUAGCAAACUAUCAUAAAAAAAAAAUAUAUAUAUAUAUAUAGCAAACUAUCAAAGAGAAAUUUCUUUUCUGGGGCAUCAUUUUGGACAGAGUAGCAACUGUCUUAGAGAACAGCGGGAAUGUGUGUAAGUCAGUGUGAUGGCGAUCAGAGAUGUGAGAGACAAGGUUGCUUUAGGGGAAGGGGGAUGACGAAGUCUGGUGGAGCAGGACUCCUGGGGGAGGCAGCUCUGGAGGAGAGCUGAGGUGGCACAGACAGCCAGGGAAAGGAGGCGGGGGGCACACUCAGGGGGGUCCAGGACAAGCCCAAUCACUAGUCCUAUGGAAGCCAGAACCCUGCCAUCAAUCAGAAUAUUGGGGUCAGGAUGCCUCUUUCUCGCAGUUGAGGGUAGUAUAGGGAGAGGCAGGUUCUCUUCAGCCUUGUCAUCGUUUGCCAUGUGACAUCAGUGGUCUCCAUUUAGUCAGAGUGAGUGUUACCAAAGACUUUUGGUAAUUUCAAGAAUCGCAAAUGGAAUUGGUUGUUGGCAUGUGUGGAUAACAGAGAAAUGUGGAUAAAUAACUUGGCUGCAUCCUCCAUGGAAGACUGCUGCAGACACGGCCCCACUGGGAGGAGGUCAGACAGCGGAUGGCAGGGAUGGCAAGGAGAGCGUAGCCUGUGACUUGAAGAGCAUUCGGAGGGGUGGUGGUUGGGCUGCGUAGGCAGAAGGCCGAAAGCGGCUGCACAGUGUGUCAGUGUUGGAGGGUAGGGGGUUGCUACUGGCAGCCAGGCAGAGGUGGUGCUGGAAACUACCCCGACCUCCAAAUCCCGCCUGCUGCUGGAAUAGCAAAGGCCUCCCGGGCUAACACAGAUUGCAGCUUGCCCAGUGUAGACGUGUGUGUCCUGCCCCCACGGCCAGCCCUUCCUGGUGCAAGGGCCCUGGGCAGCAGCCACGUGUUAAUUUCCAAGCUUCCUGCCAUCGGGCUCCCAGGUGACAGCAGCCCCAGCCACCGGGAGGUUCAGAUUUCUUGAUCACCUGUUUUGGCACGCUUCUGAUUGCCUGCGGCAUUUCAUCCCUAUCCUCUGGGAAGUGUCUGUCUACUGCGGGCAUCUAUCUCUCAUCUUCCUUUGUGAGCACCGCAGCAAGGAAUUCAUUUCAUUUCUUAGCUACGUUGGCGACUUCUGUCA
Messenger RNA from Canis lupus familiaris (dog), 4050 nucleotides. RefSeq names its product BTB domain containing 9 (gene BTBD9). The transcript is spliced from 12 exons. Bases 142 to 1941 code for a protein of 599 amino acids. Gene Ontology annotation, biological process: modulation of chemical synaptic transmission; adult locomotory behavior; circadian behavior. The record is from RefSeq and is a predicted model, not a curated record. NCBI's taxonomy places the organism in Eukaryota, Metazoa, Chordata, Mammalia, Carnivora, Canidae. Gene Ontology annotation, molecular function: protein binding.